This is a messenger RNA of Linepithema humile (Argentine ant), 1254 nucleotides long. RefSeq names its product hsp70-binding protein 1. Gene Ontology annotation, cellular component: endoplasmic reticulum. Gene Ontology annotation, molecular function: adenyl-nucleotide exchange factor activity. The record is from RefSeq and is a predicted model, not a curated record. Lineage: Eukaryota; Metazoa; Arthropoda; Insecta; Hymenoptera; Formicidae.
AUGAGCAAUUCUAACAGUGAAGCACCGAAAAAGGAUGAUCAGAGUCAUUCGAAUAGCAGCGCAAGGCCGCUGUCUAUCGAAGGCCCGUCCACCUCAAAUAAUGCCGAAACAAGUUCGCCACAACCAUUACCAAAUCAGCCGAGACAGCCGACUAACUUGCAAGGAUUACUCAAAUAUGCUAUGGACGCGGCACAGUCUGAGGACACGGAGAAUAAACCACCAGUUUAUCCUUUGGAUCAAGAAAAAAAAACGUUCUUGGACAAUGCAUUAUCGUCAUUAACAGUAAAUGUUAUAGACGAAUUACAAAAAUCUGUAAAAAUCUUGUCUAAUGUUAUUAAUCUACGAUCUGAUGAUGACGCGUCAGAAUACGAAAACACAUUGGAGAAAAUGGCAGAUUUUGUGGAUAACAUUGACGUAGCCAAUGAUUUUUAUAAGAUCGGAGGUUUCUUGAUAUUCCAACCAUGCCUGAAUUCCUCGCACAGUAACAUCAGAUGGCGGAUAGCUGAUAUAAUCGCCGAAUUAGCACAAAAUAAUCCGUUUUGUCAAGAAAAGUUGCUAGAAAUUGGUGUAUUUCCAAUAUUGUUGGCUAUGAUUGAUACAGAUCCAUCGGAACAGGCAAGAAUAAAAGCUUUGUACGCAGUGUCAUGUAUCGUCAGAGGACAUCCAGCAUCGUUACAGCAUAUGAACACAAACGACGGUUAUUCGGUGCUUUUACGCGCGAUGCAGAGUCCAGUGGAGAAACUACAGAUAAAAUCUGCGUUCCUACUUUCCAGCUUGUGCAAUAAGGAUGAUUCGAGCGAUGUAAAAUAUACUUUAGUGAAAAUGGGAUUCAUAGAGCAAGCAGCGGGACUCUUGGGUAGAAUGAAUUUGCAGCCUGCAGUCAGGGAACAGUUGUUAAGAGUAUUGAGUGGUAUGGUGAACGAUAACUUCUUGCCGGCAUUGAAGGAAUGCCGCCGGCCGCAGUUGUGUUUAAGAUCCACCUUGGAACAAUUAUUGACAGAAUUGAAGCCAGAAGAGAAUCAAGACGAGAUAGAUAUGUGUUCCGAACUACUGGACAAAGUAUUUUUCGAACCCGACACGCAUCAAGAGAGAUAACCAACCUGUAUUAUAGUCUGUCCUUCAAAUAAUCAUAAUAAUCUGUUUUGUAUAUCAUAAGUCACUAGCUUGUUUUGUAAAUCUAACAUCUUGACAGUUUUAACUGUAGUUUUGGAUAUUUGUAAUUAAAAGAAAUACACGAUACAUUGUAAUGUAAUA